Messenger RNA from Debaryomyces hansenii CBS767, 3972 nucleotides. RefSeq lists its product as uncharacterized. Gene Ontology annotation, biological process: potassium ion import across plasma membrane; cell volume homeostasis; potassium ion homeostasis. Gene Ontology annotation, cellular component: membrane. The transcript has a single exon. Lineage: Eukaryota; Fungi; Ascomycota; Pichiomycetes; Serinales; Debaryomycetaceae. Gene Ontology annotation, molecular function: potassium:chloride symporter activity. Bases 1 to 3972 code for a protein of 1323 amino acids. The record is from RefSeq and is a predicted model, not a curated record.
AUGCCCAGUCGGAGUCUGGGAUGGAACAGAUCUGGAAAUGCUACGGAAACAUCAACAUUGUUACCGGUACAUAAAAGUACAAAGAUAGAUCUGGAGAUAGCAUCGGAAGAUGAAAAGGUUGCUGAAAAGAGGCCCAAAUUAGGGACGUUCGAAGGGGUAUUCCUACCAACAGCUUUGAAUGAGCUUUCCAUUUUGAUGUUCUUGAGAUUUGGAUUUAUUAUCGGACAAAUGGGUAUUAUGGGAACAUUCUUGCUAUUAAUUAUGUCAUACACGAUAGACAUUCUUACGGUUAUGUCGAUCAGCGCAAUUUCUACGAAUGGUACGGUCAAAGGAGGAGGUGCGUAUUAUAUGAUAUCCCGGUCUUUGGGGCCCGAAUUUGGCGGUGCAAUUGGAGUAAUCUUUUGUAUCGGCCAAAUUUUAAAUGCAUCUUUAAAUGUUGUGGGUCUCAUAGAACCUAUUUUAGUCAACUUUGGCGAGCAUAAUGGUGAUAUUCUCCAAAUAUUACCAGUUGGAUAUUUUUGGCAGGCACUUUACUGUUCAAUAGUACUAGCCUGCUGCACUGGGGUGGCACUAGUCGGUGCUAAACUAGUAUCUAAAACUGCAUUUUACUUGUUCAUUAUCUUAUCGUUGAGCACGUUAUCGAUCCCAGUAUCAGCUCUUUUUGUGAAGCCAUUUAAUCCUUUACCUCCCCCACACCAAAAUCUAGCAUACACUGGAUUUUCUUGGUCGACUGUUAAGCAAAAUUUGUGGCCGCACUUUACAAGUGGAGCUGCUGGUUCAGUCUUAGCACCUGGAGAGAAGGAAUCAUUCAAAAAUUUAUUUGGAAUUUUUUUCCCUUCGACUGCAGGUAUAUUUGCAGGCGCUUCAAUGUCGGGUGAGCUUGCCAACCCAUCAAAGUCAAUUCCGCAAGGAACUUUGAAAGGGCUGUUACUUACGUUUAUCUUUUAUUCUUUGGUUAUAGCUAGUUUGGGCUCUACUAUAUCAAGAGAUCUUUUUUAUCAGGAUAUCAAAGUGAUUCAAACUGUUAACAUGCAUAAGGUAGUUGUGCUAUUAGGGGAAAUAUCUACGUCUCUAUUUUCUGCAAUCAUGGGGAUAGUGGGUGCUGCUACCAUGCUAUCUGCUAUAGCUGAUGAUAAGAUCAUUCCAGGUUUGUCGGCAUUUACUGUAUCGAAAAUGCCUGCGAGGGAGAGGAAACUAGGUGAAUCUUUAAGUGUUUUAGCAACGUGGUGUGUCGCCCAAACAUUUUUAUUUGCUGAUAUCAAUCAAAUUGCUACAUUUAUUACUAUGGCAUUUUUGAUGACAUUUAUUGUCACAAAUUUGGCUUGCUUUUUAUUACGAGUUGGCUCUGCACCAAAUUUUAGACCUUCGUUUAAAUAUUUCAGCUCUAGAACAGCCCUUACAGGCUGCUUAACAUCGAUAUUUGCUAUGUUCAUUGUUGAUGGAAUUUCUGCCUCCCUAAUUAUAGUGUUUUUGAUGCUUUUAAUUAUUAUAAUUCACUACCUUACACCACCCCUGAAGUUUGGUGACAUAUCUCAAUUACUAAUUUAUCAUCAAGUAAGGAAAUAUUUGUUACGAUUAAAAUUACAGAUGAGUGUUAAAUACUGGAGACCUCAGAUUCUCUUAUUAUGCGAUGACCCUAGAACAUCAUGGAAUUUAAUUGGUUUUUGCAAUCAUUUGAAGAAAGGAGGUUUAUAUAUCUUGGGGCAUGUGGUUGUCCUUAACGACGAAGCUAAGGCAGAAAACAAUGAGCUGGAAUUUGGUAUCAACUCAUAUAAAGAAAUUCAAAAACAGAGACAUGCUUGGCUGAAGCUUCGUGAUAUGUCAAAUAUCAAGGCAUUUGUCCAGAUUGCAUUAGGACCAACAUUGCCAUGGGGUGUUCGAAAUGUCUAUCUAGGAUCGGGACUUGGUGGUAUGAGACCAAAUAUCACAGUUUUGGGAUUUUAUGAUUUUGUAAAGCAUGGCGUUGAAUUACCAUUUCUAUCUUCCUUCAAGGAUAAAAAUAAAAUAACCGAGCUACCUACUGAUGAAUGCAGAAAGGAAAGGAAAGUGUCUAUUGGGCAAUGGGUUCAAAUUGUAGAAGAUCUUAUUAUAAUGCAAGCUACAGUUGCUGUUGCAGCCAACUUUGGCACUUUAAAUUUACCCCAACCUGAUGUCAAACGUCAUCACUUUUGGUCUCAGCCAAAGACUUCAAAUUCUGAUACAAGGAAAUACAUUGAUUUAUAUCCUAUCCAAAUGUCAUCUAUUAACCAUCUUGAAAAUGGGAAAUCUGUUCUUUCAACCAAUUUUGAUACUUAUACUUUAAUUUUGCAAUUGGGAGCAAUUUUGGCAACUGUUCCCGAGUGGAAAUAUAGCUUGUAUACACUAAGAGUUAUUGUUUUUGUUGAAAAUCAAUCAGAAGUGAAUGAUGAGAAGAAAAGAGUAAGUGAAUUGUUAUCUACGUUGAGAAUUGAAGCUGAGGUUAAGAUUAUAUGUCUUGACGAUGGCUCUUUAGAUUCAUAUAAUUUGCUAGUGAAAGGCUAUGCAAGAACGUCAGGUAAUAAGAAAGUAUUUGAUAGACUUGAUAGGACUUUAAAGAAUGACCAAUGGUGGAAAAACCUAUGUAAUGCUAGACGUAUACUAAAGGAAUUGGAGAAACAGAAAGUACGGAAACAAUUUAAGAAGAAUCUCUCAACGCAAUCAGACGUGGAUGAAGCGUUGAAGAACAUCACUUCAUUGGACUUGAAUCACCCUUCAUCUCGUGCAGUACCUUCUAACUAUCCAAGUUCAAAUAAUGGGUUCAAAAAUAACAGAAGGUAUACAAUUUCUAACUUACAGGAUAAGGGACUUUCCUUAUCAUUCAAUAUGAAAACUCAGCAACACGACUUCUUUGCAUUUGAAGACUCAUCAACUAGUGAUUCAAGUGACAGUGAAAGAGAUGACGGUUCUACUAGUAUUAAGAACCAUUUUGGAACUACCACACUUGAUAACUACCCUUCCCGUUUUUCGAAUACUGAUGAUAAUCAAUCACCAUCGAAUAAGAAUCUUCAAGAUAUGGAUGAGCAUGCUCAAUUAAAAACAUUAGCAAGAUUGAAGGAAUACGAUGAUCUGAAAUUAGGGAGAAAUGAAGCUUCUACAGAUCGAUUAUCGAUAAUGUCAUCUAGGUCUAAUUUAAUGCCGAAUUUCCUGUCGGUUAAAUUUCCAAAAGCAAAGUUUGACGAUGAUGAUCAUGAAGUAGAUGGAGAUAAUCCUUCUAUAAGAUUCGUGAUUGACGAUGAUAGCGACAGCGACGAUGAAAAAGAAAAGGAAGAUGCAAAAGAAGAAGCCACAGAAGUGGCUAAAAGAAAUAGGUUCACAAAGGUAACCACUAGCGCUGAUAGAGAGAGAGGUAUCAGCCAUGGCUCAAGACUUGAACAAAAAGGAAAGAAGGGAAGUAAAAAAUCCGAUAUCAUUAAUGCUUUGAAAUCUAAAGGCAUAUUAGAAGAGCCUCCGAAGUCGUCGCCUUUUAUGACAAAUGAUGAUGAUAUUAUUCGUCGUAUGAAUAGUCCAGAAUUUCUAAGUGUUGAAAAUGAAGGAGAGAAUGAUACGGAAAAAAUUCCAUCUGGAGGAUUAUCUUCUUUACCAAACAGUGCUUUAUCUGGGUUUGAAGAAGGAAGUGGAGUUCACUCAACUAGCGAGUCGGGCCCUCAGAGUGCAGAAUCUCAUGAAGGGAAAGGUCUCACUCAAAAACAAUUGCAAGACGCGCUUAAAAGUCUAUCGUUUAAUGAUUUACCUGCUAAAGGGCAGCAUCUUAUUUUGAAUGAAUUGAUGAGAAUUAACUCUCCAUUAGAUCAAACCGACGUUAUUUUUUCCACCUUACCAGCCCCAUUGAUUGGCACACAUCUAGAUGAAGAAGAAUCCUUUAUCUACACCCAUAACGUAGCUAUAUGGGCUGAUGGUUUGCCCCCUCUUUUACUUAUUAACUCUCAAACGGUUACUGUAACCACUGCAUUAUGA